Messenger RNA from Morchella sextelata, 510 nucleotides. RefSeq lists its product as uncharacterized. Lineage: Eukaryota; Fungi; Ascomycota; Pezizomycetes; Pezizales; Morchellaceae. Bases 1 to 510 code for a protein of 169 amino acids. The transcript has a single exon. The record is from RefSeq and is a predicted model, not a curated record. Gene Ontology annotation, molecular function: nucleic acid binding; zinc ion binding.
AUGUUGGGGAAAGCAGAGUCGAGAGGAAGGGAAUCGAAUAAUGGUGGGAACUCGCGGCAGAAGGAGAAGGGGUUUAAGAUCAAGGGGAGGGCUCAGACUGAGGAGAAGGAAAAAGGGCAAGAUAAAAAGAGCACCAGCAAGAACAAGUCGGGGAACAAGCCAAUAUACCACGACUACGACGAAGCCACCAAAGGAGUUCCACAGCCGGUCCGAGAACAGCGAAAGACCGAUGGAGCCUGUGUGCGAUGUGGCCGAAAGGGUCAUCUUUGGAAGUGGUGUCGUUCAGAUGCUAACAGCAGUGCAUCUAUCUCCUCCUUCUCCCGAAAGCGUACCCGCGAUGACGAUGGUGACCACGAUAUGGAACCACCGGAACCCCAACCUCCGAGGAAGCGAAUGAGGCACCGUGCUAAGAAGCCGGCUGCGACGGCUGCUGCGGAGUACACCAGUGGGCAAGCGUUUGUGCGAGAACGCGGAUCGGAAUCUGAGAUGGAUUUCGACGAGGAUUUUUAA